This is a messenger RNA of Branchiostoma floridae (Florida lancelet), 5881 nucleotides long. RefSeq names its product single-minded homolog 2-like. Gene Ontology annotation, biological process: regulation of transcription by RNA polymerase II. The transcript has 10 exons. The record is from RefSeq and is a predicted model, not a curated record. The coding region runs from base 608 to 3130 and encodes 840 amino acids. Gene Ontology annotation, molecular function: DNA-binding transcription factor activity, RNA polymerase II-specific; RNA polymerase II transcription regulatory region sequence-specific DNA binding; protein dimerization activity. NCBI's taxonomy places the organism in Eukaryota, Metazoa, Chordata, Leptocardii, Amphioxiformes, Branchiostomatidae.
CGUACGAAUAAGUUGCAAGCGAAGUUAUAAACAGAAAGAAAUAGAGGAGAAAAUACUUUCCCGUGUGUCGGACGACCUGGGUCCUGAGAUAUAAGAUAAGGCAAAUGUCAAUAGGUGGGGGGAGUCUUAGUCCCCGUGUGCUAUGGACCAUGUAAUCAGCCACGCUCUCCUACCUCGGCGAUUCGCGAAGGGAAAUGUUAUGUGCAUAGUAUAAAUACAUUAGGGGGCGGGGAGAGGAGAACCCGUGUCGGCCAGGGUGACGUAGUAGAAACUGUGCAUCUCAUUCAGAGUAGAGAGGGGAGAGAAUGCUCAGCACAUCGCCCAUAGCGCACUGGUGUCCUCCCCACGGGCACUCUCAAUAACAAAAGCCGGUCCAGGUCACCGCCAGCCGCGCAGACGGGACUUUGAGCCAGUGGCACGCGGACGACGUCGCCGCUAGACCCUCCCUAGUAUAGAGACGUCCCCGUCCGUACGUAACGUCACGUCACGGGACCCGGGGGCACAGGAGCCCGUAGAUACGUACCUCCAAGGUCCUCAAGGACGGUUCAGAACACACACCGGUCACCGUUACAACUUGGGAGCACGCGACCCGGCGUAGGUUGAAGCGAUGAAGGAAAAGUCGAAGAACGCGGCGCGGACACGCCGGGAGAAAGAGAACUAUGAAUUCAGCCUUCUCGCCAAGCUCCUGCCGCUGCCCUCUGCCAUAACGUCCCAACUGGACAAGGCAAGCAUCAUCCGUCUCACCACCAGCUACCUCAAGAUGAGGGCCGUGUUCCCCGAAGGACUGGGAGAUGUGUGGGGCCAGAGAAGUAGCAGCAGUAGCGCGAUGGAUGCGAUAGGCAAAGAGCUCGGCUCGCACCUACUACAGGUAAACUCGCGACUCCUGCAGACGUUAGACGGUUUCCUCUUCGUAGUCGCACCAGACGGCAAGAUCAUGUACAUAUCGGAGACAGCGUCAGUACACCUGGGGUUAUCACAGGUGGAGCUGACAGGGAACAGUAUCUACGAGUACAUCCACCCUGCUGACCAUGAGGAGAUGGCGGCUAUCCUGACUGUUCAUCAACCCAUCCACACACAUAUCAUGACAGAUUUUGAGUUGGAGAGAUCCUUCUUCAUCAGACUGAAAUGUGUUCUCGCGAAGAGGAAUGCUGGACUAACGUGUGGAGGGUACAAGGUUAUCCACUGUAGCGGCUAUCUGAAGAUUAAACAGUACACAAUGGACAUGGCUCCGUAUGAAGGCUGUUACCAGAACAUCGGGCUGGUGGCGGUAGGACACUCCCUCCCUCCGAGCGCCAUCACGGAGAUCAAGUUGUACAGCAACAUGUUCAUGUUCCGAGCUAGUCUGGACCUCAAACUCAUCUUCCUGGACGCCAAGGUGGCCCAGCUGACUGGCUAUGAACCGCAGGACCUGAUAGAGAAGACUCUGUACCACUACGUGCACGGCAGUGACAUCUUCCACCUCAGAUACUCUCACCAUCUAUUACUGAUGAAGGGUCAGGUGACCACGAAGUACUACCGGUUCAUGGCUAAGAACGGCGGCUGGGUGUGGAUCCAGAGCUACGCCACCAUCGUGCACAACAGCAGAUCCUCCAGGCCGCACUGCAUCGUCAGCGUCAACUAUGUCCUCAGUGAUCUUGAGACGAAGGACCUCCAGCUGUCCAUGGAGCAGUGUACGCAGCGGAGCACGUUCGGCAUCGGCUUUAUCCAGGACAAGGCGAGGAGCGGCAAGUCACGAGUCGUCAAGUCGUCCAAGUCGUCACGACUCUCCCGGAUGUCCCCCUACCCACAGGUUUCUACACAGCCUGACUUCUACUCGGGCAUGGAGAGCUCCAUGGUCGCCCAGCAGCUCUCACCUUGUGAGGUGCCACCACCUGUCCACGCGUACACUGCUGCAAUGGCCUAUCCAGCGCACGAAGGUCUAGAUAGAUGUGGCACGAUGUACACAGGGUACAGUAGUCACCCUUACGACAGUUCCUGUGUCUAUCCGUUUGCUGGGAUGGACACGUGUGGACAUUACAUGGAGGAGAGAUCGCACUCCAGCUCUCAGAGGACAUAUCAUUUUGACGAGGAACGGUACUAUGCGACGCAGGAGUCAGCAACGGGCCUGUGGCCGGCACACAGACACGUCACUGUACGGCAGGAGGAGGCGAUGAUGCCCGGGAAAUUUCACAUGGGGCAUCCGGACGAUAGAAGCUACUUCACGGGGCACUGUCGGGCAUCUUGCUGCGAACCAAAACGGUCCACGGACCAAUACACGGACCGACGACCAAGCUCUCGCCACUCGGACUGGUCAGACCACAGUCGGCCUCAGGCUUCAGACACUCGGCUGACGCACGGCCGGGGCACGACGCCCGGGUCAAGCUCGUCGGACGGGGACGCGACCAUCCCCGAGGACUCGCGACAGCAGGGCGUCGGGAGAGACUAUCACGGGUCCAGUAAGAUCGACUCCCUGAUCCGCGCGACGCAACAGCUCAUCAACGAAGAGGAGCAGGUGAAAAAGACGCAGGAGGAGGCUCAGUCCAAGUCAAAAAACGCGGGCACGAAGGACCGCCACGCGGCGGUCGCCUCUGGUAAGUCCCCGAACUGCGACGCCCAGUCGCCUGUCACCAGGUUGGCGAGCCAACCCGACAGCAGGCACGGGUCCCCCUACCCCUUAGACUGUACAUCGAGAGGACAGACCGAAAUCAACGGCUCGCCAAACUGUAAUGGAGACGAGCGGUUCUCCAAGAGCUGCAGAUCAGAGAAAGACUCCAGCGGCUACUCCACCUCCCUGCACCACCUAAGCAACAUGGUGGAGACGCGAGGCCGGGGCAUGAGGCUGGGGUCCGACACUCCCACCAACGGCUUCAUCAGCUCCACAGAGCGCGCCUUCAAGGAUCAGCUGAACUCGAUAGAGAGAGACAUGAGGCCGUACAAGGCUAGCUACAGUACGUACAUCCCUGACACGGACCGGGGAGGGUACACGUCAGACUACCGCGGCUACAGCUACGUACACAGUCCCGAGGCGCGCUACUACCCACCAAGCAUCCACGGGAGCCUGCACGAUGGACAAUCCGAAAAGACGAAAAACGCUUGCUCUUACUCUAGUAGUUACAACGACUUGCUAGCCAAUAACUAUGUAUAUUGUUAAAACGCAGUGUAUACCGCUGUAUGUACGUGUAUUGACGACAACACUUUCAAGAAACAUGUGAAAUUGUCGGGCAUGUCUGUAGAAGAUUGUAGAAAGAAAUGUGCAAAACAUCUGCAACUUGUAUCCAGUGGAUACAAGAUCACGGCAGUACAUAGGCUUCUACCCUAGUAGUAAGAGAAGCAGUCCUUGUAAAUUCUGUGCUGACGGUCAGGUUUACCUGUCGUUGACAAUAGUAGUCAAUCCAUGACCGUUAAAGGUUUCGGAUAGAAUUACAUGAUUUGCUGUGGAACCAAAUUCCUCCCUGUCUCUCUCCACACCUCAACAGCGAGACACCGUGGUGAACUUGUGACAUGGCCCACCACUGACCCAGUCCCAACAAGAUGCUUCGGUUAAGGAAAUUCUUCACAUUUUCGCAUCCCAUUGAGUACGCUCAGGUACAAGUAGCCUGGGGGAAAUAUGUACUUCGGUCUUAUCGAGUCUAAUGCCCAUUAAUUAACGCAAUGAAAGUAUCAGAGUGUAAGACAAAGAGCUCUGAUUGACGUUGCAAAGAUCCCGAGUUGAUGAGGGGGGAUGAAUCAGCUAAUAAAUCAGCAAAAGGAGGGCAAGAUUUAUGCCAAGAUGGCGUCUGGCCAAACAUGCCCAGUCCGGCUGAGUUGGCCGCGCGGUUGUUUGUUGGAUCCGGGCCUGUCUGUCAGUGAGCUGACCCGUGCGCGGGGUUCAGCGGCAGGUUGGCCCGGCACACUGUAUGUAGGAGACGUUAACCCCAGGAUGACCCCCGGGGUUCCUCACAGUCAAACCUGUUUAUUUGCUUGUCCGAGAAGCCUUCUUGCCACUCAGAGAGAAUUCUUUAGUGAAGUCAGAUCUGCUUGGGAGUGUAAUAUUUUCAUGUAGGAAGCAAUUGUCUGGAGAAUUAGAAAGAAAUGUUGAGGGUUUCUGUAACUUACCAUGUCAAGGUCUGUAAUAGCUGACUUUGCCUGGAAGUGACGAUCUGAAUCAGUUGAGAAGUUCUCGUAUUGCUAACAGUGCAAAUGCUACUUUGUUGCCAAAGAUGUUUGCUUCUUUGUUUUGGGAAGUUUUUAAAGAUUUUCUUUGCAUAUGAUAUAUGCAAUGGAUCUGGAUGUACAAUUUGUAUCGGAACGUACAUGUGCAAUGCUGUUUGAUACAUCAUAUUUACAUGUACAGUCUAUUCGUGUGAAGGGCUUGCCCGGAUUUGUACAUUGAAACUGAUAUGUAAUGUCUGUUUAUUGUCAUGAUAUUGUACGGUAAUUAUAGUGUUUAGUUACAAUAUUGUGUACAAAAUACAAGUAUAAUGUGGUGUAGACAAGUAUACAAAAGGACAACAUGACCGUGAUUGUCAUCGUGUUUGUAAUAGUCAAGAUGUAUAUAGGACUGAGUCGCCAGUUGGAAAAUGAUUAUGUACAUAUCUCAGAGAGGUUUUGAAUCUUAAUUUCGUAGGCACGGCACUACCGACUGAGUAACGUUAUACACGGAGUCGUUUCCUAUUACGAGAGGGGUUGGGUACCUGGAAGCGCAAAUCCCAUCGGGUAAUGGGCGAUCAAUCCAGUAAAAGCGUGCAGAUAAUUGUAGCGAUGUGCAGUGAUGAUAUGAUAGGCGGGCGUGUGGGUCCAUGAGCGCGCUAGAUUAUCUGUGGCUUGGUGUUAUUACCGCUUCUUCGACGAUUGUGCCUUAGGUCAUGAAUAUACUGCAUAACAUGCAUAGACAACUUGCCUCCACCAGAGAUACCGCUGUACAGAGAUUCCGUUUUGCGUUCGAUAAUUGGAUUAGAUAUAGAUAUGCCUGGACGUUUUGACAGUCAGUAGGAACAAAGUGCACGGUGUGACAAUUGUAAACUCUUCAACCAAAUGCGAUGCAUAUCAUUAGCUGUAAAGUAUUCUGAGUGACGUGCAGUUGUGGUCAACUUAAUUUCUGAUCUCCCAAGCUAAGGAAUGAUACUUUGACCAGCUAGAGAGAGAUUUUGGGAAAAGAAGCCACAAAAUAAGGUCUGGAGACUCUUCUGCCAGCAUAUCUGAUUCUCGUGUCUCGUGAGGCACAUUCUCUGGCUCUCCAGCGCAGUAGAACUUGUUUCGAAAGUUGCAAUGAAAACCUACCAUUUCACAUAGAAUUUGCAAUUUCAGUUUCAAUCCAAGUUUUGAAAAAAAAAAACAAAAAAACAACGACAACCCGAUUUAAAAGACAUCGUCCUGGUGAAAUUAUCACGUGCAAAAUUGUUGGACAAUUCAGAAUCUCCUCAAAGUUUCAAACCGAAAAAAAUAUCAUUUUCAUUUAUUCCACACCUUACAAAUUAUCAACAACAUAGUGCGAAACUAUCUUUUUUAAUGUAAUUUGCUUUUAUUCCGACUCAGCGAGUCGCCAAAUUAAGAACAUGUAGAAGUGUGACAACCCUAACUGGGGCAAACAUAUAUAUUCCGUUACAAAUGUUUUGUUACUGUUACGUUUUCAGAGGUUUAAAACUUAACUGUUAAGAGUUUUUUUUUUUUUCAAAUGUAUUCGGAGAGUCUACCAUGACAACAUGUACAUAUGCAGUACGAGAGUCUAUGACUGGUUUGGUGAAUAUUAUAAUAGAUAUGAAGAUGAUUGAUAUCUUGUACAUGUGAUUGUGUCUUCCCCUGAUUCAAACUGGCUAUACCAAAAUGUAAUCUUUUAUCUUGAAACAUUGAUGUUGUAUUUAUAUGGCUGUGGACUAUUGUUGCUUGUGUUUUGAAGAAAAAAUAAAUGAAUGUUUCAUCUAAA